This is a messenger RNA of Alternaria ethzedia, 645 nucleotides long. RefSeq lists its product as uncharacterized. The record is from RefSeq and is a predicted model, not a curated record. Lineage: Eukaryota; Fungi; Ascomycota; Dothideomycetes; Pleosporales; Pleosporaceae. The transcript has a single exon. Bases 1 to 645 code for a protein of 214 amino acids.
AUGGUGACGCCCGCGCCUCGUCAGAGCGUUGUCCUCCCCAACGAAAUCCUCAAGAUGAUUCUCAUGAACAUACUCAUCUUCUCCACGGUCUCGCCUCGGGGCAGGCCAAUCAACGCGUCCCGCUUCGCCAUGCUCCACAAGUGCAUACUGCACAAGCUCUGCGUCGUCUCUCGCCAGUUCCAGGCGGUCGCUCUCCAAGUUUUCUACGAAGAAAACUAUUUCGAGUUCAUCUCAAAGACAUCACACCGCGCGCCACUCAUGCCCUCUGUCCACCUCCUCCCCUCCCUCCGCCAUAUCCGGGUGCAGCUUGUCCUCACCGACAGCUACGCAGGAGAGCCGACUGUACUGCCCGACCGCAUCCUCGACAACAGGAUAUACUUCCGCAACACUGUCGACCUCUUCAAGCACUGUCGCAGUGCCCACACCUUGCGGAAGCUCUCUGAUCUGAUGACCAUGCAGAAUCUGAGGACGAUUCAGCUUCACAUCACUCCCAUCUUCAGCAACCCCGACUCCGAGGCGGCGGUCGCUAUCUACCAUCAGGCUCGCUUCAUGAUCGGCGCUCGUGAUGAGUUCAACAUCACCGUCGAGGCUGGCCUCUCCGACUUGAGGAGCGCCAUGCUGAGCGGACUCUGGGCAGCUUUGUGA